Molecule: messenger RNA, 2487 nt
Organism: Selaginella moellendorffii
Lineage: Eukaryota; Viridiplantae; Streptophyta; Lycopodiopsida; Selaginellales; Selaginellaceae
Product: pentatricopeptide repeat-containing protein At3g29230-like
Exons: 2
Coding region: 388-930 (180 amino acids)
Biological process (GO): RNA modification
Molecular function (GO): RNA binding; protein binding
Source: RefSeq, a predicted model, not a curated record
GCCAUUCCACGAUAAUGCCGUACUACCUCGCGAAUAUUCGUACGAAACGCAUAGCGACCUAGGGUUUAUCGCGAGAGGGACAUGGCGGCCAAGAUCCAGCUUCCCUCCACAUUCCUCUCGUAUCUCAUCAUGUUCACGGCGGCGUUCACCGGCGCAUCGAUCGUCCAUAACAUCGCCAAGCCGGAUCUGAGAUUGCCGAAGGUCGAUGAAGCAGGCAACAAGAUAGAUGCUCGCGAUUCUUCUGAUUCUAGGGGAUGAAGGAAGAAUGCCGCUCUAUUGCGAUCGAGAAAGCCACAGCUUAGCAGCUCUGGCCAGCUUUCGCUCCAUCUGACGAUCCUCCCAUCCAUCCUGGUGCCUCUCUCCCUCUCAGCCAGAGCCGCGCAAGCCAUGAGAGCCACCACUAAAGUAGCACCGCUAGGUGAGGAGCUUGGAGAGAGGGAUGGCUGUCUAGCGGCCAAGUGUGGCUGGGACUCCAACCUCUUCGUGGCCAACACGCUCAUUGGUAUGUACUCAAAGUGUGGCUGUGUAGCCGAGGCUUGCGCUGUUUUCUCCAGGUUGACGCUCUGUCUUGGAACUCUCUCAUGCUCACUGCACUCUCUGGCUAUGGAGCUCGGCUUUGUGUCGGAUGUCUACGUUGGAAGCACGCUGGUGGACAUGUACGCGAGCUGUGGGAGACUGGACCGUGCUCGAGAGGUGUUUGAGAAGAUGAGGCAGCGGGAUGCUGUGUCGUGGACCACCAUGAUCCAGGGAUGCAUAGACAACGAGGAAGGGGAGAUGGCUUUGCAGCUGUUUCGACGUGUGAGCUCCUGCGAAGAUGGUGUUCUACCCGAUGGUUCCACCUACGUGGCGGCGUUAACGGCUUGCGCUGGCCUGGCUGCGAGAGAAGUUGGAUUCCAAUGUGCUCGUAUGAGGAUCCGGGAAAGCUGGUGAAGCUCCAGUCUCUGCAGAAGGGGAUGGAGAUCCACAGGCAGGCUCCUACUCUUCGGACUUCUUCGUGGCCAGCUCCUUGGUGGUGAUGUAUGCCAAGUGUGGAAGUAUGGCGGAUGCUCGGGCAAUCUUCGACAGGCUUCCUCGUUAUGAUGCGGUGUGCUGGACGGCACUGAUACUCCGCUACGCGGAGAGCGACGAGACCGAGCUAGCUUUGGAGCUCUUCUGGUGCAUGCAACGAGAAGUAGGCUGUCUUCCGAGCUCUCGGACGAUUGUCACAGCACUGGUAGCUUGCACGGGACUGGCAGCGAAGGAACAAGGUCAGCAGAUUGAUGGAAAGCUCGUGAAAGUCUCGUGUUUGGACAAAGGCAUGGCCAUCCACUGUGAAGCUGCGAAGUUCGGGUGGGAUUGUGACGUAUUCGUAGCCAGCAGUCUCGUCGACUUUUAUGGGAAGUGCGGAAGCGUGCUGAAUGCGCGGCUUACCUUUGACAGAAUGCCGCGGCAUGACAGGGUGGUGUGGACAGCGAUGAUCCAGGCCUGUGGAGAGAAUGGAGAGGAUGAAGCGGCAGUGGAGUUAUUCCAUUGCAUGGAGACUCGGGGGCUGCUGCCAAACGCUUGGACCUCUGUCGCUGCGCUGAGUUCCAUUGCUACUGUGGCUGCUGCAAUGGAAGAAGAGGACUGCGUGGGGACGGACUACUUGGAGAGGGUGACGAGCAUCCACUCUCGCUGCCGAGACGUCCACUUUUAUCAUGGAGAACACGCUGAUUGACGCCUACUCCAAAUGCGGUAGCGUGAUGGAUGCCCGGAAGGUGUUCGAGUCCUGGAACGCUCUCAUACUUGGGCUCGUAGACAACGGGGAAGCCGAGCUUGCGACCGAGAUGUUCGCACACAUGACGCAGAACGAGAGCAGUCCAGCAGCGGCAGACACCCGGACUUUCGCCGCCGUGGUCACGGCUUGGAGCAACUUGGCAGCCUUGGAGACUGGAAAGCUCGUCCACGCUCGCGUUUGCCGGCUGGGGGUGGAGUGCGAGCCAUACGUAUCCAAUUCCCUGGUGGGACUCUACAGCAGAUGCGGGUCUAUAAGCGACGCCGAGGAGCUCUUUGGUUCCAUCAGCGACCGGAAGAGCGUGGUGGCAUGGUCGGCGCUGCUAGCCGGAUACAGCAGCCAGGGAGCUUGCGAGAAAGCGUUUAGCUUUCUCGAAGGAUCCACAGGGAAGGCUUAGUAUGGCGUGGUGCAGGAGCUCAAGCACUACCACUGCAUGAUCGAUAUGCUUGGAAGGGCCAACCUGGUGGGUGAAGCGGUGGAGACGGUGGAAACCAUGCCGUAUAGAGCAACAGCCAUGACUUGGACGAUUGUCUUGGCGGCGUGUCACAAAUGGAACAAUCACGCCGCUGGGAUUGGUGAAGCUGGAGCCAGAGAACGCGGCGGCCUACUUACAGCCACCGGGAGGUUGAUCUCUCUCGCAAUUAGUCGGUUUGGUUCCACUUCAGUUGAAAGUCUGAUGUCAGCACCUAGAAUGUUACAUGGAUUUGAUGUGGUGCCUAUGUGGCACCCUGAGA